AGAAAGAACAGCAACUCUAUGUGCGGCCGAGAGAUCGCACGUAAUGUUCAUCUGCGACUGCGAGAGCUCUUUCCAUAUAACUCUGCCUUGCCAGUGUCUUGCAUGCGGGUUUCGCUGGAUGCUAAGCGAAACGACAGCGACGCCUCGUAUUUCUCAGUUGUGAGUGAUCGGGACGAGAUUGAAGAUACCACUGUUUUGGAGGAUAAAAACGCAGCG
Messenger RNA from Amoebophrya sp. A25, 216 nucleotides. The record is from the annotation of a GenBank genome assembly. NCBI's taxonomy places the organism in Eukaryota, Dinophyceae, Syndiniales, Amoebophryaceae.